UUUGUUUUGAUAUGCUUUCGCCGUACGAUUUUGACAGUUUUCUGAUAAAGGAAACUUUGGCAAAAAAAAAAACAAAAAAAAUAUAUACAAAUAGCUGACAGAAGUUGUGUACUGAAUGCGAAAAAGGAAUUUUCACAUAAAAAUUUAAACAAAAAAUUAAACGCCGUAAAGUUGUACGUGAAAAUAUGUGCAGCACUUAUAGAUGCAGUUGUAUUUGCAGCAAUAAUUGAAAAUAUUCAUUGUACUAUAGUAGUCAUGAAUCGUUACACAGUGAGCUCGCUUAUAGGAGAAGGAUCCUUUGGGCGGGUCUACAAAGCCAUACGCAAAGAAGAUGCACAAGUGGUGGCCAUAAAAGUUAUAUCUAAGCGUGGUCGGAGCAGUAGGGAACUAAAAAAUUUGCGUCGAGAAUGUGACAUACAAGCGCAUCUCAAGCACACGAAUGUCAUUGAAAUGCUGGAAUCGUUCGAGACGAAAAACGAUUUGAUUGUGGUCACUGAAUUUGCACUAAUCGAUCUGCAUCGCUACCUGUCGCGCCAUGGCGCUCUACCAGAGGAAAAAGCACAACGACUCAUUUGCCAUUUAGUGUCAGCACUUUACUAUCUACACUCCAAUCGCAUAUUGCACCGUGAUCUCAAACCGCAGAAUGUGCUGCUCAAUGAGGAUUUACACGCGAAAUUGUGUGACUUCGGUUUGGCGCGCAAUAUGACCAUGGGUACGCAUGUGCUGACAUCCAUCAAGGGUACACCUUUAUAUAUGGCACCCGAGUUGUUGGCUGAGCGACCAUAUGAUCACCAGGCUGACUUGUGGUCGCUUGGCUGUAUAUCGUAUGAGUGUAUGGCCGGUGCGCCGCCUUUCUGCACAACAUCGAUAUUACAUUUGGUGAAAUUGAUUAAACACGAAGAAGUGAAGUGGCCAAGCUUUUUGAGCAGUGAUUGUCGUUCGCUUUUGCAGGGACUGUUGGAGAAGGAUCCAUCACUGCGCAUAUCUUGGACACAAAUACUGUGUCAUCCUUUCGUGGAGGGUAAACUGUUUAUAGCCGGCAUUAAGGCAAAUAAUUCGCCGUUCACCAACCCACAAAAGCAGAAGCACACAAAAAGUUCACGCAUACAAAGUUCCAGUUCAAAAGCCGAAGACAUCUCCGAGCGUAUUGCUUCCAUGAAUCUGGCGAACACUUCGCAUUGCACAAACGACAAUUUGACGUCGUCACGUGACAGUAUUAACGCUAUACCGCCUAGUGAUAUUGAGAAUCUCGAAACGGAUGUUGAAGAGAACACCGUAACGGUGCCAUUCACCGAACAAUCCUACCGGGAUGUCAGCGAUAUGAAAGCACACAAUGGUGAUGUGCUUGUGCCACAUUUCAAUAUUGUUACGGAGGCAGCUGUAGCAGCACCUGCCAUCAAUUCACAAACCUGCUUCGUCAGCGGCAACACAAACAUGAUACUCAAUCAUAUGAAUGACAAUUUUAUGUACGCCGAAAACAUAAAUUCCUCGCCAACACAACAAAAUCAGCAGCCACAACAAAAGUCUCCACCCACCGAUAAUGCCAAGGCAACAGACACUUCCCCAAAUACGAUUGGAAAUGUAAAAGUGGCGCGCAGCAAAGAUUUGGAGAAACGCAAACUCAGUCAAAAUUUGGAUAAUUUUUCGCUGCGUUUGGGACAGAGCUUCGAUGUGGAUGCACAGCGCAAAACCAACGAACGCAGAGAGAAAGAUAAAGAUCGCGACAAAGAGAAGGAACAAAAGUGUAGCAAGAGCAUGGCGCUAUCUGCUGAUGAGAAGCGCAGCACUGAAAAUUCACCACCCUGCCUGCUGCCUGGUUGGGACUCCUGCGAUGAGUCGCAAAGUCCGCCCAUUGAAAAUGAUGAGUGGCUGGCGUUUUUGAAUCGCACAAUGCAAGAAGUAUUAGACGGUGAAUUAGAUUCCUUAAAGCAGCACAAUUUGGUAAGCAUCAUAGUCGCACCACUGCGCAAUUUAAAGGCCAUACCGAAAGUGGUGGAUAGCGUGGCGCAGCUUCUAUCGCUGCCGUUUGUAGCCGAUGAGUCACCCUGUGUUAUUGAGCUGAUACAAAAUGUUUAUAUCGACGUAAAGCUGGUGCCAAAUCUCAUGUACGCUGCCAAAUUGUUGAUCUGUCACAAGGGCACCGGCGAUUCGAGCGCCUCCUUGACACAAACGCAUGGCGGACGUGCCGUCCGUGCAAUGGCGGAGCUAAAUAACGAAGAAAUAUGCACCACAUCGCGUCUCUAUGAACUGAUCUGCCACUUGGUGCAUCUGAAGCUACAGUUCCUAACGCAAUUCUGCGAUGCAGUGGCCAUAUUGGCGGCAAAUGAGCUGCUGAUCAAUCUGCUGCAGCAUGAUUUCAAGAACGCCAAUGCGGUGCGCAUCUCCAAUUGCAUUUUGGGCCUGUUGACCUGCGUACUGCGCGAACUGCCGGAGAAUGCGGAUUUGGUUGAGCGCGUCAUUUUCAGCAGUAAGCUGAAUCUAUUGGCGCUAUUCAGCAACAGUGAUGAUUUGUUGCGCAUGCGCAUGUGCAUGCUCUUCCGUUUGCUGGCGCGUUUCAGUCUGCGCGGCUUGCAAAGUGUUUGGUGCACGGAGCUCAAGAAGGCAAUCGAACGUCUGGCCGACGAUGACAAUUUAGAAGUUAGAGAGAUUGCUGAGAGCACCUUGGAAGAAUUGCGUCACUUCAGUUUCUAUGCAUAAAAGGGUCAUAAAUGCAUACAAGACUAGACUACAGAAGAACAUGACCGCCACACCGGCAGCCGAUGAGAUUAAUUACAUUUAAGUUUAUAAUUUAAGCUUAUAUUUACUUUUUUAUAUUUUUUUGUUCAUAAAAAGACAAACUUUUUUUCUAUUUUUGUAACUCAAACCGCGACAAAUGUAUGAAAUCACAUUUAAUUUUUUACAACUGUACGUUCCUCCGGACGGUUUCGACUAAAUAAACUAUUUUGAAAAUA
Messenger RNA from Zeugodacus cucurbitae (melon fly), 2951 nucleotides. RefSeq names its product serine/threonine-protein kinase fused (gene fu). NCBI's taxonomy places the organism in Eukaryota, Metazoa, Arthropoda, Insecta, Diptera, Tephritidae. Gene Ontology annotation, cellular component: cytoplasm. The transcript is spliced from 9 exons. The record is from RefSeq and is a predicted model, not a curated record. Gene Ontology annotation, molecular function: protein kinase activity; ATP binding. Bases 256 to 2697 code for a protein of 813 amino acids. Gene Ontology annotation, biological process: protein phosphorylation.